CAUUCUCACUUAUUGUAGUAAUAUCAUCUCUCUCACCAAAAGUCAGCGCCUUCUUUUGUCCUUCUCUCUCUCAAAGAAACACAAACUUCACACAUUAUUGCAGCCUUUGUCUCUUUUUACCUAUGGAACAAGAUUGGGAUCUCCAUGCGGUGGUUAGAGGUUGCUCCACCGUCACUUCCACCAACACACCCACACCCACACCCUCUGUUUCUUCUUCCUCCUCCUCUGUUUUCCCUCUCCAACCAGAACCUUCUUCUGCCUUCUCCUCUAUCUUUACCACUGAACAAAAACCUCAAACUUUCUCACUUUCAACACACCCUUUUGAACUAAGAACCUCCAUUGAAGAGUUGCAUGAACUUUGCAAGCCUUUCUUUUCUAGAUCAGAGCCUCUUUCUUUGCAAACUUCCCCUCUGUUUUCUUCAUUCUCUUAUUCCUCCUCUGUAGCACCGAAAUUACCUCAAACACAAGACAAACAACAACUGCAACAGAGAACUAAACAAUCACACCAGGGUGAUUCUCUCACCAACCCAAGAUCAAAAAGAAGGAAAAACCAGCUCAAGAAAGUUUGUCAAGUACCGGUUGAGAGUCUCUCUUCAGACAUAUGGGCAUGGAGAAAAUACGGACAAAAACCUAUAAAAGGCUCACCAUAUCCAAGGGGUUAUUAUAGAUGUAGCAGUUCUAAAGGUUGUUUAGCAAGAAAGCAAGUUGAAAGAAACAGAUCAGAUCCAACAAUGUUCAUAGUAACAUAUACAUCUGAACACAACCAUCCUGCUCCAACACACAAAAACUCUCUCGCCGGUUCAUCUCGGCAGAAGCCAUUAACGCCACCUCAAGGUGAAACAACAAGCAAAGAUCUUACAAAACCACCCUCUUCUCCAGAAGACGAAGACGUUCAAAAGUCCGACAGCAAGGAAGAUUCUUUGAUGGAUGACGAAGAAGGAGGAGGAGAAGAUGAGUUUGGUUUAUCUGAGGUUGUUUUGACAGAUGAUUUCUUUGAGAGUUUAGAUGAACUGAGUCAACUCGGUGGCUCUGGAGAUUGUUUCAUAGAUCCAUUUUCUUCUGCCAUUGGAAUUCCUAACUGGGCUGCUGCCACAGCUGCAGGUGGUAGCUGAUUUGUGUUUUGUUGGGAAACUCAUUCAUCAGAAACAUGUUUCUUGCUUUUUCAUGGAAGAGAAUAGGAGCUUUUUGUUUUUGUUUGUAGAGAAAAUGGAACUUUUGGAGGAAUCUUUAUUAACAAUGAAAGUAUAGUAAAGUAGGGAGGGAUUAGUAGUAGCAAAAGAGAUUAAGCUUUUAAUUUAUCUAUGCUAAUCUUGUUUAAUUUGAUUUCAUUAUUGUUAGACAUUCAUACUUUCAUAAUGUAAAGUCAAUUUAUUUUA
Molecule: messenger RNA, 1376 nt
Organism: Lathyrus oleraceus (garden pea)
Lineage: Eukaryota; Viridiplantae; Streptophyta; Magnoliopsida; Fabales; Fabaceae
Product: WRKY transcription factor 22
Exons: 3
Coding region: 123-1112 (329 amino acids)
Biological process (GO): regulation of DNA-templated transcription
Cellular component (GO): nucleus
Molecular function (GO): transcription cis-regulatory region binding; DNA-binding transcription factor activity
Source: RefSeq, a predicted model, not a curated record